CGAGUGACUGCAACAGUGGCAGCAGAGCUUGGGGAUUAUACAACAUGCAAUAAUUAAAGGGCUGGUUUCCUGAGUCGAUCGACUGUUAUUUUGAAUCAAAAUGGAUGAGGGAUAUGUUAGUGCAAAAUCCGACACCAGUUCGAAAGGCAUUUCUUACAUCCAGUCCAUAGGUGACCAGGACACAAUAUCACAACUGGAAACAAUCAACGAAGAAAAAGACUGUACCGAAAGACGCGUACAUUCGUCACUUUCAAAAGCGGCUGUGCUGAUUCUGCUAGCGUACGCCUGCGAACGCGCUGCGUACUUCACAAUUGUUAACUAUAUGAACGAGUUAUGGCUGGUGACUUUCAAUUCAACGACGGCGUCAGCAGUGGUAGUUCACAUGGCGUUUGUAGGGGCGUCAGCAUGCUUGGGGAUAUUUGGUGGGACGAUGGCUGAUACGUUCUUACGCCCAAUACCAACGUUAACGCUUGGAUAUGUUCUUUUUAGUCUUGGUCUCAUUUUCCUCGAAUUUGCUGAACAUAUUGAGCGUUCCAACAGCACCGCAAAACAUCUUGCCGUGGCUGGACUGGCAACGGCUGCUUUUGGACAGGGCUGUAUUGGCACCGUGUUACCGGUAGUUGGCGCUGAACAGUUACCAGACGAGAAGCAUCGAAGGCGUUAUAUUCAUUGGUUUUAUCUUUGGCGCAAUGUUGGUGCCAUGAUUGCAGACAUAUCGAGCGCCAUAACGGAAGGAAUUCCAGGCUUACCACUUCACUUCAAGUUUCUCAUCGCUCCUUUGUCAGGUCUGCUCUCUCUGAUUCUCUUUUUUGUGGCACUUUGGGUCAGAGUGCGAUCACCAUAUGAAAAGAAAGGGACUUUUCGUAGUUCAGUGACAGCUUUACAUGAAACGCUCACGGCUACAUUAAACUUCUUCAAGAGAGGACGCCGAGGAGGGGCGAAAGGCAAGGUUUCCAAGAGACUGGACAAAAAAGAACCGGACCCAAAAGAACAACAUAAAAGAAAUCGUGUCCGAGAUCUCCUCAGGAUCCUGUUGGUUAAUUCGGCGGUGGUUGGGUUUGGGUUCCUUUACACGCCGAUAAUGACGAUAUAUUCGUUACAAGCCACCGGACUCAACAGUACCGUGAACGGACAUUUGUUUCCUUCUCCAUCCACACAGAUCAUAUUAUUCAACGAAGUGGUGAUAGUGCUCGUUAUCCCUUUUACCAUCUACUAUGUAUAUCCACGGAUAUCGUCACGGAAACGGCGACUAUAUAUAUCUAGAACAUGUGUUGGGGUGGUCCUUUCCAUUAUAUCUGGACUGGUUGCGAUUGCGUUGGAAAUGGGGCGUAAGAUGAAUUGUGCUCAAAACCGGGGUUUUUCCACCAUUAGCAUCUUUGCUCAGGGCCCACAGUAUGGUCUUAUCGCUCUCGCUGAAAUGUUCACUGCUCUCACAGUUAAGGAGUUUUCAUACAUGGAAGCCCCUGAUGGUUUGAAGUGCUUCAGUAUGGGUUUACACCAGACUGCUCUAGGACUCUCAUUUCUAAUCUCGCUGGGUAUAGAAAGCUUGGUGAAAACCUACACUGACUGGUACGAUUUUGAUUCAAAUGACACGUGUCUCGCCAGUGACCCCAGCCAUUUGGAGUAUUUCUUGGCUAUAUUGGUCGUAAUGAGCGUAGUCUUCUCCGUAAUCUUCCCUUUGGUCACUAGGAUACCGAAGACCAUAAACGAGGAGGGAGAGAGAAAGGAAUUCAGAGAGGAAUUGACAGACUUUACCACAAAUAAAUGAAUGGUGCUUUCAUUGGAAAACUGAAAUACCCGAAAUAGCAAAUUGUUCAUGACAUGUUUGCCCCCUGUAGGGCUACAAGAGGAAUAUGUGUUAAUGAUACGGAGGGUAUAUAAUUUAGUUUCCCAUAUAUUUGAACUUAGUGAUCCUCAUACAACAAUCUCUCUAAUGUUUUAUGACUAGGGCACUGAUUUACAGGGGCAUCUUCCUCUGAGAGACACGAAACAAAUGACUUAAAUUCCUGUUUACAGUUGAAGUGUACGUAUUUAGCUGCACCGUUUUUCCAUGGCAGGUUGGGGUUAAUAAAAAG
Molecule: messenger RNA, 2075 nt
Organism: Lingula anatina
Lineage: Eukaryota; Metazoa; Brachiopoda; Lingulata; Lingulida; Lingulidae
Biological process (GO): transmembrane transport
Cellular component (GO): membrane
Molecular function (GO): transmembrane transporter activity
Source: RefSeq, a predicted model, not a curated record